Ictalurus furcatus (blue catfish) is the source of this 3471-nucleotide messenger RNA. RefSeq names its product serine/threonine-protein phosphatase 2A 55 kDa regulatory subunit B beta isoform. Gene Ontology annotation, biological process: peptidyl-serine dephosphorylation. NCBI's taxonomy places the organism in Eukaryota, Metazoa, Chordata, Actinopteri, Siluriformes, Ictaluridae. Gene Ontology annotation, cellular component: protein phosphatase type 2A complex; cytosol. The record is from RefSeq and is a predicted model, not a curated record. The transcript is spliced from 9 exons. The coding region runs from base 490 to 1890 and encodes 466 amino acids. Gene Ontology annotation, molecular function: protein phosphatase regulator activity; protein binding.
UGUUUUUUAGAUAAAUUAAUACCAUCGUUAUUGAUCUGAUUUCUUUUUUUUCUCAACAGGUGGUUAGAAAUGCGUGAGUGUGACAGUGAAAGCAUAGUAAUAAUAAAGAUAGGCUGAGUGAAAAGAAAAAUAAUCAGGGGGUUGGUUAGAACUGAGUGCAGUUCAGUGGUAAUGAAGCAGCUUCCUGAUUAAGAAACAGAAAUUAUUUCCACGUCUCGAGUGUGCACAAAGGAUCAUACAGCCCUAUAGUCCUACUUACAGAACAGUUUAGGGGGGAAGCAACACCUUGAUAUCAUCCACGUGGUGAAUGGUGAUUAAUGAGGAUGCAAAUAUCUGUGACGUGGAGCAGCACUGUGUGGAAAUAACAUCUCAAUCAUUCCUCAUGUCCUCAUCAUUUUCUUGAGCGCUGGAGUAGAGUAAACACUAAGCGGCUGAAGACGAACAGAAAGCCAUGCUUGGUAAGACACAUGUAGAUGUGCAUGUAAUGUAAUGUUUAGGGGAUUUCCUGCUGGUACUGACUGGGAUUUCUCUCCUGCUCUGAAUAAUCGAGGACGCGGAGGCAGUGCGGAGGAGAGAAGCUGGUGCUUUGCCCAAGUGAAGGGUCCAACUGAAGUGAACGCAGCUGAAGCUGACAUCAUCUCUACGGUUGAGUUCAACUCAACAGGGGAGCUCUUGGCCACUGGGGACAAGGGAGGACGUGUGGUGGUUUUCCAGAGGGAGCAGGAGAGUAAGAACCAGCCUCAAAGGAGAGGCGAGUACAACGUUUACAGCACAUUUCAGAGCCACGAGCCGGAGUUUGACUACCUGAAGAGUCUUGAGAUUGAGGAGAAGAUCAACAAAAUAAGAUGGCUGCCCCAGCAGAAUGCGGCUUACUUCCUUCUCUCCACCAAUGACAAAACUGUGAAGCUAUGGAAGAUCAGUGAGAGAGAUAAAAGACCAGAGGGCUACAAUCUGAAGGACGAUGAUGGGAGGAUCCGAGACCCUACCACCAUAACGUCACUACGGGUGCCCGUGCUGAGGCCAAUGGACCUCAUGGUGGAGGCGACGCCCAGAAGGGUUUUCUCCAACGGCCACACAUACCACAUCAACUCCAUCUCGGUUAACAGUGACUAUGAGACAUACAUGUCCACAGACGACCUUAGGAUCAACCUGUGGCACCUGGAGAUCACCAACAGAAGCUUCAACAUCGUGGACAUUAAGCCAGCCAACAUGGAGGAGCUGACCGAGGUGAUCACAGCAGCAGAGUUUCACCCUCACCAGUGCAACACGUUUGUCUACAGCAGCAGUAAAGGCUCUAUCCGUCUGUGUGACAUGAGGGCCGCUGCGCUCUGCGAUAACCACUCCAAGUUCUUCGAAGAGCCCGAGGACCCAAGCAACCGGUCCUUCUUUUCUGAAAUCAUCUCGUCGAUCUCCGAUGUCAAGUUCAGCCACAGCGGACGCUACCUGAUGACCCGGGAUUACCUGACGGUUAAGGUGUGGGACCUGAACAUGGAAAGCAAACCCCUGGAGACCUAUCAGGUACAUGACUACCUGAGGAGUAAACUCUGCUCCCUGUAUGAGAACGACUGCAUCUUUGACAAGUUCGAGUGUGUCUGGAACGGAUCAGACAGCAUGAUCAUGACCGGCUCGUACAACAACUUCUUCCGAAUGUUCGACCGCAAUACGAAACGGGACGUGACUCUGGAGGCGUCGCGAGAGAACAGCAAGCCGCGGGCCGUCCUGAAGCCACGCAAGGUGUGUGUGGGUGGGAAGCGGCGCAAGGACGAAAUCAGCGUCGACAGCCUGGACUUCAGCAAGAAAAUUCUGCACACCACCUGGCACCCCUCAGAGAACAUCAUCGCUGUAGCCGCCACUAACAACCUCUAUAUCUUCCAGGAUAAGGUCAACUAACACAGGCACAGCUUGGGUGGCCCCGCACGCACGCACGCGCACACACACACACACACACACACACACACACACACACACACACACACACACACGCGCACACACGCGCACACACACACACCCCCCAACAUGUACGCACAUAUAUACACACAGACAGGCAGACUGGAGUGCCUGAUCGCUGCAUGGGGCCAGUGUUUGGUUGCAGGAGCCAUGAUGCUGGUGGAAUGUGGACUUUUUGUGCUGAAGGAAGCGUGAGAUGGAGCAGGAUACAGACAGCAUGACCAGACCGAAAUUAAGGACGCAGGAAUGACGUGCACUGGAGAGUGUGAAUAAGAUGCGCCGUGCUAUUUUGCAUAACCCAUUCUACUAUCCUAUUUUCAUCACCGCAUCCACAUUUCCUCUCUUUCUCUCUUUAACACCCUUUAUUUAUUCUAUUUAUUUACUUCUCCAUUUGAACGAAAUGCCUGAUGUUUUAAAAUUGAAACAGGGCUGCAUUACAUGCAAUCUUUUAUUUGUAUUGUCAAGUUGAACAGAUCUGACUGUAAGGACGGUGUCAAUAAGCUUUGUGUGGUCUGUUUUUCAUUGGCUCUCGCAUCACUGCCCAGGCUUCUGACACCAAAGGGCAAACUAUAAUGAAACUGACGAAGGCCUAGACAGAAAGGACGCAGUACCGUUCCCUAAUGCCCUUCAUCCACUACACAACCGUCAAUGAAACUGAAAUGGACUUGAAUGUGGUCAUGCACACUGAUGCUAAGGCCAUAUACAAUCACUGGACAUGAUUAGAAUUCUUUGCUACCUGAUUCUUUGAGAACGCGGAGGUAUAAGUGGUCUGAAGUCAUCGACGUUGCUGUUUUAUUCGUCUUUUUAUGUUAACGUUUCAUUUAAUAAGCUGUGGUGCCUUCUUUUCGUAUGUGGACUUGAGAGCAGUUGGGAAGGGGGGUUUUUGGAUGGUGUGAUAUGUUGGUUUGUGGAACGUGACUGUUUUUUUUUUCCUUUCUUUUUUAUAAAAUGUGGACUGAAUAGCUUUGUGUAAGGAAAAAUGAAUGAAAGUGAUGUAUUCAAGUGUGCAAAAUGUAAGUACUUGAAUUUUGCAAAACAGGUCAUGAUUUAUGUAUGAAGUGUACAUCCCUGGAUUUGACUCGUGCAGUGUUCGGUGGAAGCUGUUAUUGCACUCGUGACGAAUUGCUCUAAUUAACUAAGAGAAUGUCUGCUCAGCAGAGUGCAAACUGCAGCAUGAAAUACUUUUGCCUCUUAUUCAAACAGCUCACAUGUUCCACUAUUGUGCAUUUCUUUGACAGCUAAUGCACCAUCCUACUUUUAAGUAUGUUUCAUGAUGUGGAAGAAAGCGAAAGGCCGGCGAAUAAUGUAGCCUAACUAGACAUGAAGAAUAUAUGAUAUCAGGGAAUUUUAGGUACAAGUCCUUUAAAAAAUUAAAAAAUAAAUAAAAGUAACAUCUAACCAAUUUCAGUUGUGAACUUGUUAAUGGAACAAAGUUUUAUAGCUCAGAAUGUAUUUAAAUGCAAUUGAAUGACAUGCAGUCUUUAUGCUUAAUGGAAUUUGUUGAAAUAAAAAAAUGAAAACGUG